Molecule: messenger RNA, 1816 nt
Organism: Phragmites australis (common reed)
Lineage: Eukaryota; Viridiplantae; Streptophyta; Magnoliopsida; Poales; Poaceae
Exons: 9
Coding region: 151-1512 (453 amino acids)
Biological process (GO): molybdate ion transport
Cellular component (GO): membrane
Molecular function (GO): molybdate ion transmembrane transporter activity
Source: RefSeq, a predicted model, not a curated record
UACACCGCGCCCCCCGUUUCCUCAUUCCCGUCAAUCUCGCCGGCGACACCACUACCCCGCCGGCGCCUCCACCUCCAGGUCCGAUCCAGCCCCGGAUCGUGCAGAGACAGCCGCGGGGGCUCCUCCGCCCUCCGCAGAUCGAGUCCGCUGAUGGGGGUGGUGAUCGAGCGGGAGGAGUGGGCGCUCACCCCUCUCGCCUACCCGCUCCUCUCCGCCGUCGCCCUCGCCGCCGUCGUCCUCCUCCCCUACUUUUCCGCGAGGACCACGACGCACGCCGCCGGGUCCUCUUCCCCGUUCGACGUGGGCACCGCCCCCUUCCUCCAGUUCCGCCGUUCCUUCCUCGUCCUCUUCUCCCUCGCGUCCGUGGUUGAGGGGAUCCAUGCCGUUUUUGGGGAGGAUGAGUACGAGCGGUGUGGGCUCGGCAAGGAGCAGAUGGCCGCGCGGCUUGCCGCCGCAGCGGCGGCUGCGAUGUUCCUCGGUGGCAUUUCCGGCAUUAUCUCCGACAAGAUAGGACCACGAAGGGCUUGCAUAUUUUACUGGAUACUUCAGCUAGCAGUGGGAGCCAUGAAGAGUUUCAGUGCGCUUCGUUGUGCAUGGAUCAACAAUUUCAUUCUAGCUCUGGUCUCUUCAGUGUUCUCUUUCUGUUUUGAGACCUGGAUUGUGGUGGAGCAUGAGAAGCAAGACCAGAAGCAAGAUUUGCUGUUUGAUACCUUCUGGCUGAUGACAUUCUUUGAAUCAGUGUCCCUUGUUGGAAGUCAAGGAAUCACAAACUUAUUGGUUAAUGAUAAUGACAACGGUUUCUUGCUUCCCUAUGCAUUUGCAGCCUCUCUAUCAAUAGUGGGGAUUCUGUAUAUCAGAAAUGCAUCAAGUAGCACUCAGCAUGCAUCUGCCAUUGGGAGCUACCAAAAAUCAUUUUUUGCUCAUGUCAUUAGAGACAAAAGAGUAUUGAUCCUGGUCUUAGCUCAAGCAAGUAUCCAUUUCGCUGUCUCAGCAUUUUGGUUUCUCUGGGCACCAACCAUAGUGGCUGACGGAAGGGAUGCUCAACUGUCACUAAUUUACCCCUGUUUCCUGGCCUCAAGAAUGCUCGGAAGCGCUGGUUUUCCAUGGUUUUAUGGAGCCACGUCUCCUUUCCGGAAUGAAGACAGCUUGACAAUAGCUUACAUUGGUGCUGGGCUCGCUUUGUCUAUUGUGGCUUAUGAUUACCAGGAGAUUGGAACAUUGGUGAUAUUGUUCUGCAUCUUCCAUGCAUGUGUAGGUUUUAUUUUACCUUCACUAGCAAGAUUGAGAACAAUGUACCUGCCAAAUGAACUGCGUGGGGGCAUGAUGAGCUUUUCGCUGUCAGUGGCAAAUGCUGCUAUCUUCAUUUUCAUAUUACAGGGUGCCUACCAUCGAAACGUUGCAAAUUCAACUAUUAUGGGUCUUGCGUCCAGUGGCUUGUUAGGAGCUGGGGGCUGCAUUCAUAUGUUGCGGCGGUGGAGGAAGCACACUCGCCAGAAUACGCGUAGUUUAUAGGAUCUUGAGGCGUCUAAGACUACACAACACGUCCAACUUUUGUAGCGUUCUAGUAUUUCACAUUUUCGUCAACUCCCCUCAUCUGGAAACUCACUGUAACAUUAUUAAUUAGUGAUCACUUGUGCAGCAUAUCAGAAGAUAGGUCCAGAACAAGGUUUUCUGUUCAAAGAAAUUGUUCAGUUGAUGGCUGACAUACUCUGUAUACCGUUCACUCUGCAUGUAGUCUCACCAAAUGACUGUCGACUGAGCAUAGAACCAUUGGUUCAGUGGUCUCUGCAUGUACUCUGCGCUUGCUUUGAUGCUA